AUGCUGUCUCUAGGCGUAUUCCCAAAUGGUCAUUCCAUCAAGCGGAAGAGCCUAAUUAGAAGAUGGAUAGCUGAAGGAUUGGUCCAAGAACAUCAUGAUCAUGAACAAUUCAGUGCAGAAAAAGUUGGUGAACAGCGAUUCAGUGAGUUGAUCGACCACAACAUCAUGGAGCCUGUGCUAACUGGCAUUAAUAAUCACAAGGUCAAGAGGUGUCGUCUUCGGGGUCCAGUGCACGAGUUCAUCGUCAAAGAAUCUGUUUCUAAGAACAUUGUCAGUCUGCUCCGCGGCGAUGAGCCCCUCCGUAAAGGAAGAUGUCCUCAUCCUGCCCGUGUACUGUCGAUUCAUCAGACUACUGAAACAUCAAGAGGAAGAGUUGCAACAGAAAUUGGUUUCAACAAUAUCAGGUCAUUGUCCAUCUUCAACAACGGCAUGGCUUUUGAAUUCCAUCAAUGCAUAUAUCUGCGGGUGGUGGACCUAGAAUGUUGCAGGGGGGUUGAUGACAGGAUUGUAGCUGGUAUAUGCAAGCUGGAGCUUCUCAGGUACCUGAGCUUGAGAGGCAGCGAUGUUGAAGUGAUCCCCAAGGAGAUCGAAAAGCUGGAGUGCCUAGAGACCCUGGACACCCGAGAGACAAUGGUGAAUAAACUGCCCAUGGAAGCCCUUAUGCUCCCCCAGCUAGUUCACCUGUUUGGCCAGUUUGUGCUACCUAAAGAACUCCGAGACUGGAGGAUACGGAGUAAGCUCGAGAGAUUCUUCCGAGAGGAAAGUAAACUGCAGACUCUGUCAGGUUUUGAAAUGACCCCGUACAAUGAGGACUAUGAUCACAUUGUGCUUCGCAUGGCGUCAUUGAGGAAGGUUAAGAUACGGUGGCACGCCAUUGAUUCAAGAAGUCCUCUUGCGACCUCCAUCCAGGAGCGUUUGGUGGGAAACAAUGCCCUCGAGUCUCUGUCCAUCGAUGUCGGUGACAGGGGCGGGUAUAGGUACUUCGCGUUCUCGGGCUACUUUGACAAUACAGAAAGCUCGUCAGAUCCCUGCAUGCUCAGCUCCAUCAAACUGCGAGGGAGGGUAGAAGGGCUGCCUCGUUUCAUGACAUCACCAUCCAGUCACCUGUCCGAGGUGCAGCUGUUCUGCACUAAUCUGAGGCUCGAGGAGUUAUCUCGUCUGCAAUGGUUACCUCGGCUGCUUUAUCUGAAGCUGGCUGAGGAUGACGACGGAUUUCGUGGCCACACCUUCGUUGUAGAAAAGGACGGAUUCGCAAGCCUUGAGAGGCUCUGCUUUGAGGCCCCGAAGCGUCCACGUCUGCGCAUUGUUGAAGGAGCCAUGGCAGCUCUCACGUCUCUUCACCUGCUUUGUCCGGUGUCUGAACAACCGCGUCACAUGCAGGAAAUUGAUGAGAAAGAGACGACAUCAGAAAUCGAACACAGCAGUCAGGAGUGGGGAAUCGAGUAUCUCAAAAACCUCAACGACCUGGUGCUGCAUUACUCUGUUGGUGAUACGGAAUUGGAUUUCUGGAAAGGGAAAGCAAGGAGGCACAUGAACAGGCUAAAGGAACCCCAGGCAUUUUCCUGUACGACGUCGUUUCGGGGGACACCGACGUGCAAACGUCGCCCCUCCGUCACGGCGUUCGGUGGUGUCGUCCACGGCUUCGCCCGCGGCGCCACCGUCGAGGGCACCGACUCCACCAGCGCCUCCAGCGCUGGUCCUUGCCUUGCCGGCUCCACCCCGGCCUCGGUGCCCGCUCCACGGCGACGGCCCGUGCCCACCACCGCCACCAUCCAUGGUGGCCAGCCAAUAGCUGUCACUGGGCAUAGAGACGCAGUUGCCGAUUCGGUACCCGACGCCGACGCCGUCUUCUGA
Messenger RNA from Sorghum bicolor (sorghum), 1854 nucleotides. RefSeq names its product putative disease resistance protein At1g58400. Bases 1 to 1854 code for a protein of 617 amino acids. The record is from RefSeq and is a predicted model, not a curated record. NCBI's taxonomy places the organism in Eukaryota, Viridiplantae, Streptophyta, Magnoliopsida, Poales, Poaceae. The transcript has 2 exons. Gene Ontology annotation, biological process: defense response to other organism.